Molecule: messenger RNA, 3921 nt
Organism: Oncorhynchus masou masou (cherry salmon)
Lineage: Eukaryota; Metazoa; Chordata; Actinopteri; Salmoniformes; Salmonidae
Product: phosphatidylinositol transfer protein beta isoform
Exons: 12
Coding region: 64-879 (271 amino acids)
Biological process (GO): phospholipid transport
Cellular component (GO): cytoplasm
Molecular function (GO): phosphatidylinositol transfer activity; phosphatidylinositol binding; phosphatidylcholine binding
Source: RefSeq, a predicted model, not a curated record
GAGAGUUGUUCAUAAAGGCACAUGACAUCAGCGGUAAUACGUAGUCACAGCUAAAAAACUACGAUGGUUCUCAUCAAGGAAUACCGUGUGGUCUUACCCUGUACAGUGGAUGAGUAUCAAGUGGGUCAGUUGUACUCCGUAGCAGAGGCCAGUAAGAAUGAGACAGGCGGAGGAGAGGGCAUCGAGGUCCUUAAGAAUGAACCCUAUGAGAAGGAGGGGGAGAAAGGACAGUACACACACAAAAUCUACCAUCUGAAGAGUAAAGUCCCAGCGUUUGUCAAGAUGAUAGCUCCUGAGGGCUCCCUGGUCUUCCAUGAAAAGGCCUGGAAUGCUUACCCUUACUGCCGAACCAUUGUAACAAAUGAGUAUAUGAAAGACGACUUCAUCAUUAAGAUUGAGACAUGGCACAAACCUGACCUAGGCACAGUAGAAAACGUGCACAAGCUGGACGUGCCCACAUGGAAGAGUGUGGAGGUGGUUCCCAUUGACAUCGCAGAUGGGGAACAAGUGGCCCCUGCUGACUACAAGGCAGAUGAGGACCCUGCUCUGUUCAAGUCAGCUAAGACUGGUAGAGGACCCCUGGGACCCAACUGGAAGAAGGAGCUGGUUAGUAAGGCUGACUGCCCGAGGAUGUGUGCCUACAAACUGGUCACUGUCAAGUUCAAGUGGUGGGGCCUGCAGAACAAGGUGGAGAGCUUUAUUCACAAGCAAGAGAAGCGCAUCUUCACUAACUUCCAUCGCCAGCUGUUCUGUUGGAUUGACAAGUGGGUGGAGCUGACUAUGGAGGACAUAAGGCGGAUGGAGGCGGAGACCCAGAAGGAGCUGGAGGAGAUGCGUAGGAAGGGCUCUGUUCGAGGCACGAAGGCUUCAGACGAGUAGCUGCUCCAGGUGUAGGUCUGAGGAAGGCUGUCUUCGUAAACAAGGUCAAGUACGGGGAACCAGUGCUGCCGAUGCCGAAUGAGAUGGAGGGUUUUAAACAGAGAUGAAGAGUGAAGAUGAUGAAGAAUUUCGACGUGUGCUCCCUGCGUGCCACCUUUUUACCUUACUGAUUCAGGAUGAGGAGGACGAGGGCUCUGCUCCAAUCGCUCAAUAGACCAGCACCCUGACCUACCUGCAUCCAAUUAUAGACAUUCUAUCCACAGAAUAAUUGAUUUGUAGAAAGUGACACGAUCAUAGCUUUUAAUUUUGAUCUCCUAAAGACAUCAAGAAGCAAUGACCUCAGUAAAGCCAGCUACCACCACCAUGUUGUUGAUAGACUAGUCCCUCUAUCUUCUCUUGAUAGACGCUUAGAGGGCUGCUUGGUUGUUGAGAGAUUAAUAUUUUCAAAUCAUUUAAUUGGCAUGAUUCCCUUAUGGCAGGUGUUGGACCUGUAUUUUGUUAUUCCAGUCGAGUAGGAUCGUUCCUCUGUGGUCUGUUGCCUUGCCCAUGUUUUUGUUUUCCUUUGUAUUCAUUGAUAUUUUCCCCAGAUCAUUCCUUUCAUGUCCUCUUCUAGCUGUUCAUAACUCUAUGGUUUUGCAUUAGCUGGCGAAAGAGAUCCUGUCAGUGUGUUCUCCAAAAACGUCUCCCUUCCUGCCAUGGCGUUCAUUAAGAGAUUACUGACACCCUUGGCACCUGUGCCCAUCCUAAUGUUUCCCCCUCCCUCUGCAUCUUAUUAACACUCUGAUGAACUUGUCCACACAGGUAUUUCACACUCACUCCCAUGCAAAUUAACACACACACUCAUAUGCACAUGUAGACCCACGCGCACACACAGGUGUGAAUGCCUUUGUGGUGGCUGAUUUCUUCCAAGCUCAAGCUGGGCAGAUCCCUGCAGGAUCCUUCAACUGAAGGGAAGUGGCUGUUGGAGUGUUUGGAGCUGUCACUGUUUUUUCCCACACUCCCCAUUCUCCAUACGCUCACACUCAGUCAAUCCGCUCCUCCCCAACGGAUGUCCCCAGAGCGAAACCGCACUGAAAAACAGUCACAGAUGGCGCUACACCCUUCCAGUCUCUGUCACGCACUGCUCACCCCACCCUGCAGUCCACCACCCCAGUAGCCUGCCUGUCUGUCUGCCUUAUUCCUGUGGAUCUCUGGGACUGUGUUCAGCAGGAUACGACCUGCAGCAGAACAGGGGCAUCAGGUCAACAGACACCCAGCACCACCUUAGCCCAGACCAGGCUACCACCUUAGCCCAGACCAGGCUACCACCCUAGCCCAGACCAGGCUACCACCCUAGCCCAGACCAGGCUACCACCCUAGCCCAGACCAGGCUACCACCCUAGCCCAGACCAGGCUACCACCCUAGCCCAGACCAGGCUACCACCCUAGCCCAGACCAGGCUACCACCCUAGGCCAGACCAGGCUACCACCCUAGCCCAGACCAGGCCACACCUGACUGGGCCUUUUUACCGUCGCAGCUGCCUCCCUACCUACUCACUCAGCACUACACUGCCUUACUGUACCUAUACAGUACCCCCACAUGACAUACUGUACCUCCACUCUGUCAUCUACCCCUUUUACCUCUGCCAGACUGGGGGUCUGCUUCUGGGUGCUAACGAGCACCACCAUGCCUUCUGGCUCCACACGGGCACCAGUUAGGAACCACUCCGUAGUCAUUUAGGAUUUACUACAGGGACACUGAUCAACAGAGGGUAGAACAGGGAUGGUCCUCGGAGGCCUGAGUUGGUCUCUCACUUGCACCAGCUAACACACCUGACUCCACUAAACAGUUAAUCAUGCAAGAAUUAGAAUGCAAUUUGUUUAAUCCGCUGUGCUUGCUAGGGAUGGGGGGUGACACUACUCUGGCCCCUGAGGACUGGAGUUGCCCAUCCCUGGGGAAGAUGAAGGGCUUGAUUGGUUUGCAAUGACUUUAAGAUCUGUUUUAGUUGAACCACACAAUGUGCUCAUGGUCCUAAUGCAUGUUUGUUCUAUUGAACUGUGGUGGGGUGAUUAUUCCCUGCCGUGAUACUGUACUGAUGUAGACAACAGCACUCCCCAGCAGCAAGCCGGUCGGACAGUUCCGUGUUGGAGCCCAAAUGCUACUCUGUUUAAGCACCAAAGUGCCUUCAUGUUAUUGUGUGCAUGUCUGCGUGCUUGUGGGACAAUAAAGAAUGCAUGUGUAUCUUACCUUGUCAUUCAACCUCAGCCAUUCUGCCUAUUUUUAUAUAAUAUAUAUAUGACAUGCUUGCAGCUAAAAUGGAUGGAAUAUUUUUUUUUAUGAAGAGCUUAGCCUUGAUGGUCUAUUUUUUAUUGUGAAAGCUUUACAGGGGGAUGUGAGAACCUUAGUGAUUGGUUUAGUGCUCACCCAAAGAGUGUGCAUGGCUCUGGGUGAUAUAAUUUGUUUACAUGUGUUGUUUACUAUCCAUACACUUCCCCAGGGGCAAUACUGACUCACCAGCAGAUAGAUGGCCAACUGAACAAUCCUGAACCCCAUAACUGAGUAGAGAUAUCAUGAGUACUCAUGUCCGUUUCAGUUGUGAGUGACUGACAGGACAUGAAAAGUCAUGGCCAUAAUGGGACUGAUGAAGUCCACAUUUCCAUCAAUGACAGAUUAUGCAGUCAAAGAAACUGUAAGAGAGGAGUGUUGAAUAUGACCAAUGUCUUAAGCUCUGUCUACAACCUCUGCCUUAUAUUGAAUAGAAAACUUGUUAAAACUCCAUAAUGCAACACCACUCUUGUAGCGAACCAUUGUUCUAUGAUAUCUGCACUGUGGGCAAAGGACAGCGGGGAAGUAGUCUUUACAAGAAACUGUACAGUGUGGUCAUGAUUUAUGAAAUGUACUGUUAAGUUUCUAGAAGAAAAUGCUUUUAAAUGUUUCUGAUCAUCUGAAAUUCAGGGGACAUGGUAGUGCAUGUAUUUAAUUUUGCCUUUUCCAUUUGUAGAGUUUUGUGCCGUGGGAAGUCUACAUAAUGCAUCUAAUUACCGAAUUAAAUGUCAACAAUG